AUGUGCUUCUGCACCCAGCUUAGGACUGAUCACAACAAUCCAGAUGCAGUUUCACUAAAAGGAAAAAAGCUGGAUUUUUAUGGAAGAGGUGACACAUAUGCAAGCCUGACCAAUACCAUUCCUGAACUCAGCCAAUUCACAGCAUGCAUUGACCUGGUGUACACGGAUGUCAGCUCAAGUAAUUGGAUGGCCUUCUCUUAUAUGUCCAAAAACACCUUCUUAGGAAAAGAAGACAUAGACCUUGGACUUGCAGGAAACUACCAGCAGCUAAUACUAUACAACUUGGGCAAGAUCCUUUAUAUCCCUUACCAUCUGAAACCGCUUAAAUGGCAUACAAUAUGCUUGAUAUGGGAUGGUGUGAAGGGCAAGCUAGAGCUCUUUCUGAAUAAUGAAAGGAUAGUGGUAAUUUGGGAUCAACCACAAAACCUGACACCUAAUGGGACUCUGGUCCUAGGGCACUUUCUCAAGAAUGGGGACAUGCAGGUUAAAAGCGUGGUGCCUAGAUUCACUGGCAGCUUGUACUACUUUCAACUCUGGGACCACAUCCUGGAAAAAGACAAGUUUAUGAAAUGUUUACAUGGAAAUGUAGUUAGUUGGGAAGAAGAUGUUUGGCUCAUCAACAAGAUCAUCCCAACUGGUGUCUGGAGACUGCGAUGCUUUGUUUCUAAAAAUAUAACCAUUGAAGGAACAAGUACAACUCUUUCACAGCAAAUAGAUUUGACAACUCCAUCCCAAAUUACCAGACUAACACCAGAAAAGACUGAAUAUUCCUCUACCAUCGUGUCUAAAAGUAUGCCUGUAUUUGCAACUGAUUAUACAAUCAGGUCAUAUUCUGAUACAACAUCUCCUACUCUGGAAACAAUGACUGCACCAAAAAACUUUAAGACAUCCAUACCUGAGACAGCUACAUUAGCAACAGACAUUUUAUCUACUUCAGCCACCAUCACUCUGCCUACCAAGUGUACAUCCAUAGGCACUAGUACCAAUUCCAUGGAAACAACUAGAUCCCCAUCUUCAGAGAGCACAAGGACAACAAAAAUGGCUCAAGUAGUUGCUACUGAGACCUUUCAUCCAACUGCAGCUACUGCUUUCCUAUUCACAUCUGGAUUUACCAAGAAUUCAGUUGUUUCAAAAACUUCAACGACCGGAUCUCAUUCUGCCAUUAUAAAGACAACAACUUUAUUCUCAUCUAUUGACUCAAGGUCCAUAUCAAUGACAUCUUGGCCCAAACACAAAUCUACAGAUAUUGGUAUACUCCCUAUCUCCACAGCUGGCCAGGUAUUUCUUGCAUCUACAGCUGCUGGAACUGUACCUCGGUCCACAGGGGAACAGGCUUCAGCUAUGGCUAAUCACAUUGGGAUGGCAUUGACAGUCACACUGGAGGCUGUGCUCAUCUCCACAGCAGCUGUUCCAGUGGACUCUGUAUUUCCCAAAAAUCAGACAGCAUCUACAUUGUCGACAACUGACAUGCCAAUAACAUUUACAGUUCAUUCAGUGAUGCUUCAAACUAGGCCUAUUGGGACCACUCCUGUCCUAAAAGAAGCCGAAACAGAAUUGACAUCCAUGAAUUUCCAGGAUGUCUCUUCACCCAGAGUGGAGGAUGCCAUAUCUACCUCUACACCUAAAGAGGCCUUUUCUAUGGCCCUUUCUUUCAGGACAUCCUCUCCAUUCAUUGGAGAUCAGAGUGCACAGACAGUUAUUGAUGCUGAGACUACACUUACAACCUUAACUCCUGGAAUCACACUUGCACCUAUGGCUUAAACUAUAGUUUCCUCCACAAUCACAAAACCACUAUAUACUGAGAAAAGGCCCACACCUGGUGGAAACAUGCUUCCUUUGAUUUCCACUAGAUUAGCUUCCACACCCAAGGCAUCUGAGUCAGUUUUCACUGAAGCUGCCCAUGUAUUCUCUACCAGUAAGACCACUUGGACUUCCAGGCCAGACCAGACCCUUCUGACAUUUAUAAAUACAAGCACCAUGCUUGCAUUUUUACCUAAUGAAAAUUUCACAUCAGCAAUCCGUGGGAGUACUUCUAAUGCAGAACAUUCUUCCACAAUUAUUAACAGUAUCACUCCACCAGAAGUAUCCAUAGAUAGUGAGGCUACCACUGCUGCUGAUGCUAUUAUUACUGGUUCAGCCAGACAUACAACUCUAUCCAAAUUGACACCUCCAUGGUUUGCUAAUUUCUCCACAGUUUCCGGAACUACAUCUGUACCCAAACCAACUGAAUGUAUACUUAUCACCUCACUAUUAAAAACAACUCCUAUGACCACUGUAGCUGUAAAUGAACUUCCUUCAACACCAAGGGAGACAGCAGUUCCACCAACAGAUAUGCAAUCUAUACUUGCUAACAUCAAACAAAAAUUUUCUACUGAGGUGAGCCAUUCUGAGACCACACAAACAGAAACAAAUGGUACAAUUACAUUUGGAGAGACAACAGCCUCUGUACCAAAGUCUGUGACAACACAAAGCUUCAGUGCUACUGUGACAAGAAAAGAAACAACUUUCCAUUAUCUUAAGGGAAAAUCACCUACAGCAGUUACAUUGCAGAUUUCUCCAUUUUCAACAAUGUUGGAAACAACAGAUGAAUCUGCACAAAUGUUGACAACCUCUGCAACCAGUUCCCCUCUUCCUGAUAUAGAAAAGACUUCUGUCACAGUGGACGAUAAAACUGUAACUACUGAGGAGAAAGAAAAUUGGCUUUUGACAAAAUCUGUGAAAACCACACCGAAGAACUCAUACAAUGGAACUAUAGAAAUCAUUAAUUCCACCCACACCUAUACAGCACGUUGGAAUUCAGAGAAUCCACUUGAGGGGAAUUCAGCUCCGUCUCCCACUUCUGGGAGCACACAGACAUUCCCUAUCCCCUUGGGUGUUUCCACCACAAGGAUAUUGGGGACCAUUUUCACCACUACCCCUUCAGACAGUACAACUAUGUCCUUGUCUGCAGGCAUUUUACUUCCACAGCCUAAACCUACCCAUUCCCCAGCUACCCCUGUGCCUGUUACCCAUAUGUUCUCACUAUCAGUUAAUACCUCUGCUGUCACCUCUAUGGUGGUUUCUAAUGAGGCCACAGUGAGCAUACCUGAGUCCUCAACACUGGCCAGGGCUUUCUCCCCAUCUAUGUUCUCAGAUGUCUCAACUCUGUCAUCUGUGAACACACUAUCAGGUCAGACUGCUUCCACAACCAGUGAUACCAUGCCUCCCCACAGAGACUCAAUUCUCACCACCUCAGAGGCCACAGUGAUCUCUGUCAGGAUGACACCCAUGACAAUUCCCUCUCUGACAGAAACUCCAGUACCUUCACUGAGACCCCCAACUCCUAUGGCAACUAAGGCUGAGACCACCCUUCCCUCCACUUCAUCUGACAUAGUAACCCCACUCACACACAAUCUCACCUGCUCUACAUCUCUUCCUGAGAUUACUGUUGUGUCCUCCACUCAUGUGGCCUCAACUGCAUCUACACCAGUAGCAACCCAACCUACCUCUCAAGUGGUGGAGCCUACAAUGCUGGAGAGUUCUACACAAGUUCUCAGCUUUCCGUAUACUUUGAGUGGUGGUGCAGAUGUUGUUAGCUUGUCUACUGACACCACAGAAACCUCUGUUGAUGAGAACAGGCCCCUACACACCUCUGCCAAUGACCUUACUACCUCAGUAAAUGUUCACAUUUCUCAAUCUUCCACAUAUCUUGUAAACACACCACCCACCCUACAGGUGACAGGCACCUCUACCUUAUCUUCUGAGAAAGAGCAGAUGACUACCUCCAUGGAAAACAUCUCUAGAACUAUGGAGGUGACAGAAAUGUCCCCAUCAAAUAAUUCUAUUUCAUACUCCCAGGGUACUUCAUCCUUGGAAAUGACAGAUACAGAACUUUCUGAGAGUACAAAAAGUUCUAGUCACCAAACACAUUCACCUUCAGGAAUUCUACUUGAGACUCCUCCUGAGGGGAAUUCAGCUUCAUCUCCCAUUUCUGGUAGCACACAGACUAUAGCUAUUUCGACCUCAAAUGACACAGUAGGUGUUCAUGUUUCAGAAAUGUCUACCAGUCUUGGGAAAACAGCUCUCCCUUCACAAACUCUGGCAAACACCACCUUUUUGACCCCUGAAAAAGAAAGCACAAGUGCCUUUUCAGUAUAUACUUCCAGAUCUGGGGAAACAAUAGUAAGAUCCACCUCUGUGACUUACCGUGUCUCAUAUAGCCAAGAUAUGUCAUCUGUAGAUACCACACCUUCCAGGAUAAGCAGAGUAUCAAAUCCUAUGAACAUCAACAGAACACUUUCAUACUUGCCUUCACUUAGGACUCAAACUGAGAUGACUACAAUUGCCUCUCCCAUUUCUGGAAGCACACAGGCUUCCCCUGUGCCCCUAUCUCUUUCUACAGAUGGACUAUCAAAGGCAAAUUUUAGUUACCUCUCUGACUGAAUUGCUACAGACCUGUCUGCUCCAAACAUAUAUACAACACUUCUUGGGAAAAUCUCUAUGGUAACAUCCAUUCCUACCUCCCAGAUAUCCUCACUGCCAGUUAAUGUCACUGCCUUCAUCUCCUGAAACAUUUUGGACACUACAACACUAAUGACUAAGUCUAAAACAAUACGCUCAGGUUGUUUGAAAAGUCCCUCUAUAGCCACUUCCAGGCCUAUGUCUGAGAGGUCUUCACUGCCAGUUAAUGAUUCUGCUUUCUCACCUGCAGUGGUUUCUUCUGAUACCUCCACAACUGUUGGAUUAUUCUCUACUUUGUUGUCUUCAAUAACUCCUAGGACUACUACAACUAUACAAACAUCCUCAUUGGAUAUCACACCAAUGACAUAUGCAGACACAUUGGUUUCUUCUGCUUUCACUACUUCAGAAAUGACAGAGUUAUCUUCCAGGAUCACACCUACAUCUUUUUCAUUUCCAACAGAGUCAACUUCUCCUCCUGUGAAAACCAUCCCAACCAUUGUUAAAUCUGGAAUAGCAACUCCUUUCAUGGGCACCACUGCCUCCUCUUUACUCAGUUCUAAGAACACUGAAGCUCUUUUCUCCAAUCCAAAGACCACAUUUUCACCAAUUCUGACAACAACCCAACAACCAUCACAAGGAGAUGAUGCUACAGCUCUGGGCGUAUUACCUGGGAUUACUCACAGCUCUCUAUCUACUGUCAGCACUGGUGUAAAGACAGCUUUCAUAAGUACUUAUUCCAGAACUGUUGGGCCUGAAAAUGUGCUUUCACCUACUCUUUCAGGUAAUCUCCAUACUUCUAUGAAUAUUCAGUUUUCCCCAUCUUUGACUAGUUUUAAGAGCACUCCUGGACCCACAAAAAGUGUGAAAGCCACCAUUCACCUUUCUUCUAAUACAGGAAAGAUGACUUCCUUAUCAGAAAAUACUUCCUUAACAGCUAAACUAACAAAAAGUGCCUUGUCUAUGAAUACCCCUGUUUCGUACUUUCCACUGACCCCAUCCAUAUCCUCUUUGACAUCAUCUCUUCUUUUGCCUUAUGGUACUGGAGCUGAGUUCUUUACACUAAAGACCACUUUGCCACUUACAUCCCACAUGGUUGAACUUCCAGUUGCAGGAACAGGAAUCACAUCUAAUGAUACUCAGUCCCUGCUUAUGACUUCCUGGAAUACACCUACAGCUGAAGAUUCUCAAUUUCCAAUUUCUACCACUGCUCAUAUAUCUAUACCCAACAAGAUGGAAGCAGCAACUCUAUACCUUGUUUCUGGGUCUUUGCCAACAUUCGCACCCUCUCAGACUAGUCUUGUAUCUGGAGCUGUUAUGACAAUGCCAUCAACCCCCACAUCUGGAAUUCCUCCUGGGUUCUCUGAGAGCUCUUCAUUAUCAACAUCUUCCAGAACUAUCCCCACCACUUUGGCUGACAUUAAGCACACAUUUGAGAAGACAACCACAUCUGUAACUCCUGGAAGCACACUCCCAUUAAAUCCUUCUGGUGCCACUUCAGGAUCUAUAAUCUCGAAUGCUACUACUUCACCUAUGCUGACUUGGAUCCUGUCUAGUCUCCCUUCAGGUUCCCCUCUGGCAACUGUAUCCAAAGCUCCUCAAGUUAUAACUUCCUCCUCAAUAGAGGAGUCAAAAUCCACAUUUCUCACUUCUGGCAUGAUACCAACACACCCAUUCAUUAAGUUUACAGCCCUACCCUUUGCUACUAUAAGCACUAUACCCUCUAAAACCACUCCUACAACUAAAAUGUAUGAUAUCAUUACUGGUUUCCAAACUUCUUUCCCUGUGUCUAUAAAAAUCAUAUACAUUUCUCCAUCCCCUGGAGCAUCCUCCAGAGCCACUGUGACUGCCAACUCUAGGACUGUGUCUCAACCUCUAACCUUUAGCAGGAUGAACACAUCACCUGUUACAACUGACCACACCUUAUUUAUUGGUUCCAUGUCUGUCACUCACCCUACAAUAACAUCUGCAUGGAGCAGAAUCCCAGCUACAUCAACAUCCCCGACUUUAGUUCUUCCUAAGCCCACAAUGGGCCCCCUUCCAAAUAUAACUACUACAUCCACAGCUACUGGAGCCUCAUUUCCACCCAUAUCUACUGAAGUGACACAUCCUUCCACAGCAACUUUGUCUUCAAUAAUCUCUUCCUCUUUUGAGAAAACCUGGCUGGAAUCCACAUCUUCUUUUAUGUCUAUUGAAACAUCGACUUCACCCAUUGCUAAGUCUACAUUUUCCUUCUACAAUAUUGAAAUGAAAUUCUCAGUCUUUGAUGAAGAGUCAAGGAUUCUUAUGACCAGUGUUAUAAAUGAAUUUGCAGAAAAUUGGUUGAAUUCUGUAUUUCAGGACAAUGAAUUUUCUCUUGGUAGUCUGUCAAUCCAAAUUGAAAGCAGGUAUGUGAGAUUUCAAUGACCGUGUGCUUUUCUUUUGCAUUGUUUGGAACAGAGAGAAGGACAAGGAAUGACUCCAAUUUCCAAUGUAACGUACAGCUGUGAAUGUCAGGUCAUCAUAAAAGCUAACUCUACUUUAGCAUCCACUGAAUUGAUUAGCAGGAUCAAAAGUAAAAUACAUGGCAAUCUUGCCCAUGGAAACUUCAGACAAGAUCAAUUGAUGUUACUGGUAAAGUCUGAACAAGUUACAGUGAAAAAACUAGAGCCCGGAAAGUGCAAAGCCAGUGAAACAGCUUCUAAAUACAAAGGGACAUAUAAGUGGCUACCAACCAACCCUACUGAGACAGCCCAAACUAGAUGCGUAAAAAAUGAGGAUGGAAAUGCUAUUAGAGUCUGUGCAAUCAGUAUCAAAACUGGCAAAUCUCAGUGGGAGAAACGUAAGUUCAAACAAUGCAAAUUGCUUCAAGGACUUCCUGAUAAGAUUGUGGAUCUUGCUAAUAUUACCAUAAGUGACGAUGGGCUAGGUGGAUGGAAUUCAUCAGGCUGUAAAGUAAAGGAAACCAACAUAAAUUAUGCAAUCUGUCAGUGUGAUCACCUCACCCAUUUUGGAGUCUUAAUGGAUUUAUCCAAGUCUGAAGUGGAUGCAGUGAAUGAACGGAUAUUAGUUCUUAUAACAUAUACUGGAUGUGGAAUCUCCUCCAUUUUCCUGGGAAUUUCCAUAGUGACAUACAUAGCUUCUCAGUAA
Molecule: messenger RNA, 7566 nt
Organism: Choloepus didactylus (southern two-toed sloth)
Lineage: Eukaryota; Metazoa; Chordata; Mammalia; Pilosa; Megalonychidae
Gene: ADGRG4
Product: adhesion G protein-coupled receptor G4
Biological process (GO): adenylate cyclase-activating G protein-coupled receptor signaling pathway
Molecular function (GO): G protein-coupled receptor activity
Source: RefSeq, a predicted model, not a curated record